AUGAGUCUUAAAGUAGAUGACUUUGGCACAGACUGCUCUAGAAGUAUAGAAACAUAUAAUGACAGAAUCUUUGAUGUAUACAUACAGAAGGAUUCGUAUUCCCAGUCGGGUCUAGAUGGCAUGUUUCCAGAACCUGGUAUUCGGAGCGAUGCUUGUGUGAAAAAUGAAGCGGAAGAUGGCAUCGACCUCGCCAACGCGCCUCCUCAGUUUGAACUGGUCAAUACUGGGCUGGGAGCUAAAUCAGAUCGUCUAAGGUCUCCAUCAGUGAAGGGUGCGUUCACCGAUAAACAGAGGAAAAAUGAAGUACCAAGCAUAGCUGUUAACAAUUACUUUUCUGGACAAAGUAGCGAAAAUACGUCAACAACGGAAUCUUGGGGCAUCGGCUGCGAUAAGUGGUCCGAAAAAGUGGAAGAAGCAUUCUUUGAAGCUCUCAAACUGAUAAUGAAAAACGGCACCACGAAAAUAAAAAUAAGAAACGCCAAUUUCGGAAGAAAUGAACUCAUUUCAUUAUACAUCAAGCAUCAAACCAAUGAGUUCAGAACCAAGAAGCAAAUUUCUUCACAUAUCCAAGUCUGGAAAAAAACCAUACAAAACAAAGUUAAGGACUCUUUGACUUUGUCACAGAGAGAGGAGGAGCUCUUACAUCUCAUCGAGCAUGGUGCAGAACAAGCAGCGGAAACUUCAAAUAUGUUUUAUGACAUAUUCGAGGAAAUUAUUGAUUCAUUACCUUCAAUAAACGACGCAACGAAUUCAACUCCUAAUAAUCUUCACGCCAGUAACACCAGUAACAAUGCAUUAUCAGUACACUCAAGGUUACUAACGCCAAUCACAGCUUCAAACGAGAAGAAGAUAGAGAAUUUCAUCAAACACAACGCUGCAUCUCAAGCGAAGACUCCCUUAAUCUACGCUAAACACAUUUACGAAAACAUGGACGGCUAUAAAUGUGUACCAUCUGAAAGACACCUUAGACAGCUUUCUCCCACAGAAUCUCAUCACGGAGGCGUUUUCGACAAGGAUAAGAUUUCAAGUAAGGAAGCUAUCUUGGAAACAGCCAGAAAUAUCGAAAUAGAGCAGAGGAAGAUUAUCAACAAGUACCAAAGACUAUCCCGCAUACAAGGACAAGAGAGUAAUACAGAGUUCAGUUCCAAUUCCAAUUCCGGUUCGGAAUACGAAUCUGAAGAGGAAGUUGUUCCAAGGUCUGCUGCAGAGCCACAGUUACAAGGUAGGCUAGCACCAUACUACAAGAACAACGGCAUGCCAUAUCCUCUCUCCAAAGUACGAACCAGGCCAAUGUACCCCAGACCUGCUGAAGACGUCUAUAAUUCGAACUAUGCUCAAGGUCUACCCCAGUACCAAUCUUCCUACUUUUCUCAACUUCUAUUAUCAUCACCCCAACAUUACGAGCAUUCCCCACACCAAAGAAACUUUACACAGUCCAACCAAUCGCAUGGGAACUUCUAUUGA
Messenger RNA from Saccharomyces eubayanus, 1464 nucleotides. RefSeq names its product Tec1p (gene TEC1). The transcript has a single exon. Gene Ontology annotation, biological process: regulation of transcription by RNA polymerase II. Gene Ontology annotation, molecular function: DNA-binding transcription factor activity, RNA polymerase II-specific; RNA polymerase II cis-regulatory region sequence-specific DNA binding. Gene Ontology annotation, cellular component: transcription regulator complex. The record is from RefSeq and is a predicted model, not a curated record. NCBI's taxonomy places the organism in Eukaryota, Fungi, Ascomycota, Saccharomycetes, Saccharomycetales, Saccharomycetaceae. The coding region runs from base 1 to 1464 and encodes 487 amino acids.